AUGACAGCCUCGCCCUCCAGCAGUGACUACAGCAGCGCAGAGGACUCAGCUUCCGAAUGCAAAUCUAACCAGAGCCUCUCAGUGGGACACUUCCCCUCUGAGAACAUGUUCUCCUACGAGGACGGGGACAUGGUCUCCUGUGAGGAGACGGCCUCUGCGGAUUCUGUGGUCCACUUCCUCCCUCCUGCCCAAGGCACCUGGGGGACAGAGAGUUUAAGGAGACUACUCAGGAAGCGACACCAGAUGGAGCACGAUCCAGAGCAGUUCUGCAAGCUCAGCAUCAUGCCGGCCUGGGAUAAUGAUGUGGGCUCCAACCAAGCGGACUCUCUGGCUAACCUGGACCUAAAUGGCUAUAGCCAGUGGGUGGACAAGUGGCCGAAAGACAGGACAAAACUGACUCUCUGCAAACUGGAUAACCUAGUACAGAAACUUGAGACGUUGAGAAAACUCCGAGAAGCUGGGCAACCUGACGACUGUGUGCUCCCUGAGUCUACUUACGAGGAAGACAUCUACCUGAACAGCAGCCCCCCUCCACAGACAGCUCAAGUCAGUCACGAAGAACGUGACGCUUGUCAAGACUUGCCCAAGUACAAAGCGCAGGAAAAUCGAGAUAUGUGUCAGGUCCUACAGGAUCCUCCAAGGCUACAGAAAGAUGAAAUUGAGCAGGAGACAAGGCAGACAACAGAGAGCUCCUUGGAGAUCUCCUCCAUGUCAUCUGCUCAGGCAGAGGAGCCUUCCCGCUCACACGGCACAUCCUGUCUGAACUUUCGGUGGGUAUUCCACUGGCUGAGGACACAAGUCUUCUCCCGAUGGAGGCGAGAGCACCCUAGGCAGGCUACCAUCAGCUGGCACCAGAAAGCAGUGAGGAAGAUACAGUCUCUUAGAGGCAAUAGAAUCCGACCCCAAGAAUGAUUGAGUUUACCUGACACCCCCAGAUUUUCAAACUUUUGAAGCCCCUUGCUCCACAUCUCUAAGAGGUGUGUGUUGUUCCCUCCCCCACCUCGCAAAAUGAGGAAAUCAAGACUUGA
Molecule: messenger RNA, 1028 nt
Organism: Acomys russatus (golden spiny mouse)
Lineage: Eukaryota; Metazoa; Chordata; Mammalia; Rodentia; Muridae
Gene: C13H12orf71
Product: chromosome 13 C12orf71 homolog
Source: RefSeq, a predicted model, not a curated record